GGAAAGCAGUAUCCAAAGGCGAGAACUACCAUGGAGGAAGAAGAAGAGGGCUCGAAGGCCCCAUACCCCGACAUUGAGGUUCUUCUAAGCCAAUUACUAGAAGGACAAAGAAUUUCUGAAGAGUCUUCCCUCUCUGAUCAAAAAAAGGAUUAUCCAGAAUCAUUAUUGCAACAAACGGAUAAGGCUAAUAAAUACUACUGCUCGUUCCAGAGGUUUACGAAGCAGUUCAUACCCGAGACAGACAGCACCAGCAUUAUACGAUGGAACAAUUCAUCGAUAGAAACAACACAACGACUAAUUGUUGAAAAAUGGGCAAAUACAAACUUUGAUAGAAGAAUUACUGAGAGUGAUCCACAAGGAGAUGCAGAGACAAAGGCUGAUGAUGAUGGUGGAUUGAGAAGAAGUAAGACUUUGUCUAAGAACACGUCUGGGAAAUCACUUUUCAGUUGGUCUACUGGAGAUUCGUACAUCAAGGCAAGAAAGAAGGAAUUAGAACAACGAAGAAAUGGCGCUAACUUAAAUGCACCCACUAAUGGACAUAAAAGAAGUGUAAGCACUCCGAAUGCAUCGGCUUUGAGUACAGCUCCAAAGCCAAUCGCGAGAAAGAACGAACAAUUAAGGUUUGUAAAAGAAGAACUGAUUCAAGAAUCGGAAUUAGGAAAGAAAUUGAAUUUGGGUACCCCAGAUGCAUCUGUAAUGAACAAAUUGAAUAUGAUUGUGGAAAAAGAAUCGAAUUCUUUUAUUCAUAAGAGAAUUCAAUUGAUUAGAGCUCACCAUAGUGAACAGAUUUCCAGAAAGAUACAUGAACGUAAGCGCAGAGAUCAUGAAAAACACUUGAGAAGAUUAAGAGAAAAAGAAGAAGAGUAUGAAACGGCCUUACGUGCUGCAAUGCUCGGCCAAAACCACGUACGUAAUAGUGGAUUCUUUGGCUCAUUGUUUGGUUUUAACAGCAUGAAUGUCUCUCACAAUCACCAAAGUCGAGAAAGUUUACAUAGUUCGUCUUCACGUCCCUCGAUAGACAAUUCACGUCCUUCUACUUCUGAAAAAAACUCACAGUCAUCAACAAAGCGCUCCAAGAGGUUUUCGUUUAUUCCAGUAUCCGGCCUUUCAUUGUGGGGGUCGCCAAAAGCUGAUACGAAGGAAAAGAUUUUUGAUUUGGAAGACGAGCAGAAACGUGCUGCUGAGAAUGGUAAGGAGGAAAGUUCAAGGGGACAAAUCGAAAAUGAUAAGACAGAUACAGCAUCGAUAGACAUGGAGAAGCCGUCGACAGAAGACGACCCAAAGACCAACGACGAUAACAAAGGAAACAUCCAUAAUGAUGUGCAUAAUCAAGAUGAAGAUAUUUCUCAAUUAGAAAUCAAAGAAAAUUCUGGAGGUCAACUUGGGAGCGGAGACGAACCAACGAUUGUUGGAAUAGAUGAGUUCGAAGAAUUAACCUCAUCCCCGCCAGUAAAGAAUCCAGACCAAACACAAACUAAUCAUGAUUUUAUGAACCUUGGAAACUCCAAUGGCUUAGUCAGUCAAAUUGUUGAUCUUCCUACGGAUACAUUCCCAGUAACUUCGACUCCCAAAGCUCAGAAAUCUAAUGAUCUUCUAUGACUUUUUUGGAGAAUAAAUAUUCUACCGUAUGACGAACUUAAUGAUAUAGUAAGAUUCUUACAAUCAGCAUAAUAUUCUAUUUAAUAUUCAUUACUCAUAUUUUACAGAAACGAUAUAUACUUAUACAU
This is a messenger RNA of Hyphopichia burtonii NRRL Y-1933, 1727 nucleotides long. RefSeq lists its product as uncharacterized. The record is from RefSeq and is a predicted model, not a curated record. Bases 31 to 1599 code for a protein of 522 amino acids. The transcript has a single exon. NCBI's taxonomy places the organism in Eukaryota, Fungi, Ascomycota, Pichiomycetes, Serinales, Debaryomycetaceae.